AUGUGGGUAGAGAAUGAGACAGAACCCACAAAUUUCAUCCUUCUGGGCUUCUUCCCUGAAUUUGGAUACAUCACAGCGGUGGUUUCCAUUAUCCUCCUGGUCUAUGUGGCGGCCUUCACUGGCAACACUCUUCUGAUACUCCUCAUUUGGUUGGAUUCCCGGCUCCAUACGCCCAUGUACUUCCUGCUCAGUCAGCUCUCCUUAAUGGAUUUGACUUUGACCUCUAGCAUCAUCCCCAAGAUGGCAGCCAACUUCUUCUUUGGAUGGCAGAGCAUAUCAUUCCUGGCUUGUGGGACUCAAAUAUUCUUUUCACUGACAGUGGCCAUCGCAGAAAGCAUCCUUAUAACUCUCAUGUGUUUUGACCGCUAUGUGGCCAUCUGUAAUCCCCUGCAGUACCCUGUCCUCAUCAGUCCUAGGGUUUGCUGGCAGAUGACCGCCAUGUCUUGGGUUGGAGGUGCAUUUAUUUCAUUUGGCCACACUGCUUUCACCUUGCAUUUUCACAUCUGCAGCCCCAGAGAGAUCUCUCACUUCUUCUGUGAAGUCAUGGCUGUCCUUAGGAUUGUCUGCGAUGACAUCUUAGCCUAUGAGAAGGCUGUAGUGGUGACCAGCAUCCUUGUUCUGCUGCUGCCCUUAUCUCUCAUCUUGUCCUCCUAUGUUUUCAUCUUCCUUGCUGUCCUCCGAAUGAACUCCCCAGAAGGCAGGAACAAGGCUCUGGCUACUUGCUCCUCUCAUCUCUGUGUGGUGGGUCUCUAUUUUGGCCCAGGUAUGUGUAUCUACAUAAGACCUGGUUCUGCCAAGACUCCAAAGUUGAAUCAGGGUCUCUUUCUUUUUGGAACUGUCCUUACCCCUCUCCUGAACCCUCUUGCCUACAGUCUCAGAAACAAAGAACUUCUAAGUUCACUGAAAAAAUUGACAGGGAGGUGUCAGACCACUAGGUAG
This is a messenger RNA of Hippopotamus amphibius kiboko, 939 nucleotides long. RefSeq names its product olfactory receptor 2T27-like. Gene Ontology annotation, biological process: G protein-coupled receptor signaling pathway. Gene Ontology annotation, molecular function: G protein-coupled receptor activity; olfactory receptor activity. Bases 1 to 939 code for a protein of 312 amino acids. The record is from RefSeq and is a predicted model, not a curated record. Gene Ontology annotation, cellular component: membrane. NCBI's taxonomy places the organism in Eukaryota, Metazoa, Chordata, Mammalia, Artiodactyla, Hippopotamidae. The transcript has a single exon.